This is a messenger RNA of Klebsormidium nitens, 1895 nucleotides long. The record is from the annotation of a GenBank genome assembly. Lineage: Eukaryota; Viridiplantae; Streptophyta; Klebsormidiophyceae; Klebsormidiales; Klebsormidiaceae.
CGGGUGAAGGUAUCUUUUCAAGGGAAUCUGGCCCUGGGAUGGCGCCAUUGCAUCGCCCUUGAGGCUUGACAACAACGGAUGAUGAGAUAAAGAUGGGAGUUGGAACAAGUCGGACGAGUCUGCGUGUAUGGAGGUGGCAAAGUCUGUGUGCGGCAGCUGACGUGCACUGGCAGCUUGUGUCCAACGUGAAGGGCAUUCCCCUGGUAAAAGUUCCUGCUCAAUGCUGUAUAAGCCUCAGGAACCAGCGAGAAGCUGAAUCAGGUUGAGCCCUGACCAAUAUAGUAUCAGCUCAUGAGGCACUAAAAAUUGAGGUCAUCAGCCGAGGCUUGGUUUCUUGUCGCAGAAUGCUUUGACACCUUCUAUCCGGUAGCCAACUUUCUAGGCGCAGACCCAUUCUGUGACUGAUUCCAGUUUCUAUGCUGUGUCAGUUCGUGGUUCAGAAUGAGUACGGCUGUGAGCACACUGGUGGCCCUCCUCGUCCUACUGAGCACCACAGUCUUUCCUACAGAGGGGCGGCAGACUGCUCUGCAUCACAACCGGCGCUUGCACCAAACAGCACCAGCGCCCGCCCCGGUGGGCCAGGUGUGUUCAAACGGCCUGGUCUGCCCCGAGAACCAGCGCUGUGACACCACACAAAUCUCCGACACCACCAAAAUCGGCACCCAGACAAUCAUCCAGUGCCUCUGCGUAACCGGCUACAACGGACCCGAGUGCCCCGCGCCUUACAGCGUCACUCCAACUCCCACCACCGACGCUGUUACCCCCUCCCCGCCGGCCCUGUCAGCCCCGCCAGCCUUGGUCGCAGCGGCGCCCGCCUCCGGGGGCCAGGUGUGCUCCAACGGCCUGGUGUGCCCGGAGAAGCAGCGGUGCGACACCACGUCACUGUUCAGCAACCGCGGUCAGCAGAAGGUCGUCCAGUGCGUCUGCGUGACGGGCUACAACGGGCCCGAGUGCCCUGCGCCGUACAGCGUGCCGCCGGCCGCCACCGCCGCGCCCUCCCCGCCGGCGGGUACUGUCAGCAGCGCUGCCGCCGUGGCUGCCAGCGUGGCACCUCCGGGGUCCACGUCACUCGCAUCUUCGGAGGGGUCCGGCGGAAUAGGGGUCGCCGCGAUUGUCGGCAUCGCGGUGGGGUGCGCGGCGGCGGUGGGGCUGCUGGCGGUGGGGGUGCUGUUCGGGCUGCGGCGGCGGAGGGAGCAGCAGAAGGCGGUCGAGUUCCAGGACUUCCACAAGGCCCACCACAGCAUGGACACCCACCAGCAGCCAGCGCCCCCGCCGGACCCGGAAGCCUGAUUGCAACCAGAAACGGAAUCUAGGCGUUGCACAAAAGUGUUGCUUACAAACUUUUUGCUGGGGCACUCGAACUGGCUAGCAAGGUUGACAUAUUUUGCUGCGGCCCAUUCGCGGACUCGUUUGCACGAACGGUCACGGAACGUGUACGCAUUUGGGAAAUUGUAAGAGCACUACGGCAAGGGGGGUAAUGAUUCUCAAAGCUGCCAGGUGAACAAGCUGGUGGAGUUGACUGGCACGCCCCCUGAUCUCGGAAGCGGAAGGUUGUCAAAACUGGAGAAUGUUUGUCCUCAAAGGAUCUCGCAGUGUCCUUGCACAGACUAUAGAAGGUCAUAUACUGAUUCUUUAGACGCAGGAAAAAUUGUGGUGAGUCGGGUUCCGGCCUUGUACGGGCCAACAAAAAGCUAAGCUUUAAACUUGAAAGGUGGAUGGACACAUAAUCUCUGAAGGUAUAUAAUUCGGUCAAAGUCAGUGCAAGAUUCGGGCACUGGAGCUUGCACGGCCUAGGCUACACACGGGCUCAUGCAACAAUGAGCAGAACUGAACUGAGUGUUCUCCGGCGAAGGCGAUCUUGACGUGGGUUGCUGCUCGACAAUGUCACGGAGGCU